GUGCUUCAUGGCUGACGGCGAAGAGUUCUCGACAUCUGCUCUUUAUCGAGACAAUCCAGAAUGGGCAGACGUGAAGCCGAUAUAUCCUACGAAGGAGGAAGAAGGUGCAGUUCGUAUCGCUGUCAGUGAGCAGUGUGAGUAUUGUUUCUGCCUAGUAAGCAACAAUUUGAACAUUGGCAUUAGAGAUGCCUUUGCAUAUUUUCGUGCUGUACUCGCAUCGGGGGAAAUGUCAUCUCGCGUCUUCUUGCUUACUGAAGAUUGUAUACAGCUGAACCCUGCAAAUUACACGCUUUGGCAAUUUCGUCGUGAACUGUUGAAAAAAUUGGAAGUUGAUCUUUCAAAGGAACUUAAAUAUCUGGACGACAUCAUUAUGCAAACUCCCAAGAAUUAUCAAGUUUGGCAUCAUCGCAGAUGCGUUGUGGAAUGGAUAGGUGCAUCUGUUGCUGAAAAUGAACUCACAUUCACUGCUCAAGUCAUAGAGGACGAGUCCAAGAACUACCAUGCAUGGCAGUACAGGUACAAGAACCAUAUCUAUUAAUC
Messenger RNA from Cylicostephanus goldi, 540 nucleotides. The record is from the annotation of a GenBank genome assembly. Lineage: Eukaryota; Metazoa; Nematoda; Chromadorea; Rhabditida; Strongylidae.